UUUCUUAAAUAAUUUUGGGAGGGCAAAACACACUUUCUUUUUUUUCUCUCUCCUCCCAAUCUCAUUCUGCGAGCAUCAGUAAACCACAGAAGUAGUGCUGCAGCUGGAAAGCUCUGAUUAAAAAAAAAAAAAAAAAAAACACUUAAAUAAGGACAGACUGUCCUUAAUUUUUUCCUUCCUUCCAGACAACAACCGUGCAUCCACAGAGGCUUACCCCUGACAGCCAGAGCCACAGAUUUGGUGUGGGAAUGGCUGCCAGACUGACAUAUGCUGCUACUGGACAGCAUCACGUCAUUAUUAGUUUAGCAGACCCCUUAGUCGUUGUGCUGAUGAUCCAAGUAGCAACUGACGUAUUAAACAUGUCCAACACGAUUUAUUUAUACUCUUUGUAAAUAACCAGGCACAUUUAAAUAUUAGUUUUAUUGUGUUGAAUGGCGUUGUCAGGAUAUUCCCCGCCAAUUUCCGUUUUCCUGAGUAGAAAUUCUUGAAAGUCUGAAAGUCUUUUGCUCACGUGCAGUUAUUUUUUUGGCGGGUUUUAGUUCUGUUUCUGUUUGUUCACUGUGUGGUAUUCACAAUACGUUAUAUUUAAAACGAUUUAAUGGUGGUUUAAUUGAACAGUUUUCGGGGAAUAACACAAUUGUGUUGUCAGUGUACAGUUAACGUAUGAGACAACUAUCUCGGGGAAUUAGGCGAAUAUAACGUAUUUAUUUCACAAGUCGACAGCUAAGUAAAGCUAACAGAUGUUUCACCUCGCGGGUCCCCAUGGCGACCUACGGGCUCCAGCAGUGGACCAGGUCGAGGUGGAGGAGUGCGACCAUUUUCUCUCCUUUGCAAAGAGAUCCAGGACAGUGCAGCGGCAGUGUAAUGUGGAGGCCCCUCCCUGCCCCCCCUCCUUCCUUCAGCCCAAUGCCUCUGAUCAGUACAACCAGGAAUUCUGGGAUAGAAUCCUUCAAUGGCCCAGCCCUGUCCAGACUGAGGCCGGUGUUGUUGUAGCUGGAGGGCGGGUGGGCGGGGCAGCUGAGCGCAGGCCCUCCCUUUGGCCGAGGAGAGGCCAGGGGGCAGAGCUGGGCAAGGACAGCCUGCCCACCCCCUCUGAGCUGAUUCGCCGACGGAGGGUAAGAGGCGGGGCCCAGAAGGGUGAUGUCAUGCAGCAGGGCGUGGCCACGGUCCUGCAGCACAUCAGUGAACUGAAGAGGAGGCAGGGCUCCAUUGAUCAGCUGAAGACAGAGAGGUCUUGGGGUUUCAUGGCAGAUGGUGGGCCGGAGGAGAUGGGUGUGGCCAGACCGGGUGACACACAGCUGCAGGAGCAGAGACCACCUGAGCUUAGCCCCGCCCAGGGGUGGGGACCCAGCGCAGGCCACGCCCCCUUCUCUACAAAUCUGCCACUGUACAACCAGCAGAGGACGUUUGGAGGAGGAAGUGAUGCGGCGCAGACUCUCGCUCCAGGGGAGAACCCCAUGAUGUCGUUCGUCAUGGCGACCGCUAACAGGCAGUCCCGCGGUGGCAGGUGCAGCCCGCGCCUUUCCCACAGGAGGUUCUGGGGGUUUGGCUUCGGUUCGGAGGAAUAGGGUUCGGCCCAACGCUAGCUUUCGCCCCCCCCCCCCCACCCCCGUUCUGGGGGGAAUCGCCCAAUCGGUCUUCUCCCUGUUCCCAUCGCCCAAUCACCCCUCUCCCUGUUCCCAGUACCUGAAACGGUGAGGUUUCCCUGGACAUAUCUCCCCAUUUCAGCAUGAAUUUUUGUGAAUGGCAGAAAUAUGUUUUUUCUGCCAAAAGAACGUUAUUUAUUCUCCUUAGCUGAUGUUGGAUAUUUCAGGUGAACUGUGCUUGUGAGCUCUUCAACAUGUUUCUGAUGUACGCAUGCUUGUGUUUGUGUGUCUGCUGUCCUGUGCCUGAUCAUUCUGUCAGAAGGCAUUUGUAGCAUCAUUUAUGACCUGUUGUUAUCUGUGCAUCGACUUGUUCAUAGUCUGUUCUGUAGGAUCAUUUGCAGUGAAUUUCCUAGGGUAGUUUAUACUGUGUUUUGAGUAAAUCCUUUGUCCUUCUGUUAUGUAUUCAUUGUCUAAGAGCUUUCUGAGGGAUGACAUGUUCCUGCUUGGGUUCCGUUUAUUCCAUAGCUGAAAUGCAUUAGAGUGUAAUGAGGGGAAAGGGACACUAGGGGGUGUAAAUUUUCAUCUGUUGCUGCAGAUUUGUGUUUUUUCCUCCUCUUUGGGUAAUCUGCUAAAAUUUUAAACAAUAUGGAAUAAAUAAUAAUAAAGCUAUGUUAUGUUUCUACGCAAACCCACAGGUCCAUCUCCGUGCAUUUAUUAAAAGGGGGGCUGUGAAUGUAGAUGCUUAUUUAGAACUCUGUUACUGUCUAUUUACUAUGCAUAUUUAAAUGGAAGUAUGUUAAUACCUUUGCUCAAGGUGGUGGGUGACUCAAAUGUUGUCAAGAGCAAAAUAAAUGUAAGAAUGUGUGGCACUGCGAAUAUGUUUCUCACCCUGGGUACUGUAAGACAGGGGUGCACAACUCCAGUCCCGCCCAGGCUGCUCCAUGUGCCGGUUUUUGUUCUAACCAUGUUACCUUUGUUUUAGUUUUCUGCCAGCUCUAUAAGCUGGCUCACCCCUGCACUGGAGCGCAGUGGAACCUUUAGGCUUCACCUGCAGUGUGAGGCUGCAGCCGGGGCGCGGGCAGGCGUCCGAUCCUGAGCCGGGUCCAGCUGAGCGCGUGUAUGAGGGCAGGAGGUCUGAAGCGGAUCGGGCGCGUUCAGUGGACCCGCUGGUGUUUGGGCUGGCGGGCAGGCCCAGACCUCGCUCUGAACACCCUGUUCUCUGCUCUAGGCUUCUCUUGCAUGGCAGAGAAAGCGGAUUCACCCGUUUCUGGCUGAGGUGUCAGUGAGGCCUGCACAACAGGAAAUGUGGCAUUAAAGUGUCUCCACGGUUACCACUGUCAUUACCAUCAACGCCAUGGGCUUCAUUACAUUUAUUGUAUGAAUUUGUAAUUAUGCCAUUCUAAAUGUCUGUAUUGUGUGAAUUUCUCUCCUGUAAAAAAAAUAAUGAUAUGAUAUUGUUUUUACCAAAGAGUAAAAACAAUAUCUGUCCUGAUCCUUUCUGAGUGGAGGUUGGGUGUUACCCUCGUGUUCCAUGUGGGGUUUUCUCCCACAGUCCAAAGACACGCAGGAAGGGUGUGCGUGCCCUACAAUGAAUCUGUCUGAGGAUUAUUCCUGCCUGUCAUCCAGUGCAUGCUGGGAUCGGCUCCUGCUCCCCCACGACCCUGCUGGGGAAUAACUGGGCUAGAAGAUGGAUGGAUGUUAUCACCGAACUCCCGUGGAUUCUUGAAGACAACGUGCCCACAUACUGCUGCUAUGAAUGCCAUACAUGUUUAAAACAAGUGAAAUGAUGAAAGUUAGACUGAACAGUAAUUGAUAAUUAUUUGAAUUAAUAUUUUAUACCCGUUAAUGUACCUAUCACAAUGAGGGUUAAUGUGUCUUUAAAUAUUUAUGAUGAAAAAUGUGUUAAUGCAGAGAACAGAAAAAGACGUAAGUUAUAUUAUUUUUCAAAAAAGUUUGAAUUAAUUUACUUCACCAUGGCUGUCGCAUAAACAUGAUUUUGUAUUCAAUUGUAUUACAAAAAAGCAAUUUAUAUGUUUUUGACAUUUUUCCAAAUUUUGUACAUAAAACUAUAGUCUAAUGUAUUUUUCAUUUUUCAUUAUUAAUCAUAAAUAUCAUCAAACACAUUUUAAUUGAUUUAUUUCACAAUGUCUGUCAGAUAAAUAUGAUUAUCUAUUCAAUUGAAUUACAAAAAAAACAUUUGAAACUUAUAGAAAUUUUUCCACUUUUGUAUAUAUGACUAUAAACUUAUGAGUUUAAAUUGUUCUACUCAAACCAAUUAUUAAUCAGGAAAACCGUCAAAGCAUUUUAAUUGGUUUAUUUCACCAUGUCUGUCAUAUAAAGAUGAUUAUUCAAUUGUAUUAGAAAAAAGCAAUUAAAAUGGUUUAAAAAUAUUUUUCCACUUUUUUGACAUAAGGCUAUAGGCUUUUGUAUUUUGCCAUUUUCCACAAUAUUACAUUAUUCAUCAUAAAUUCCAUAAAAAGCAUUUUAAAAUUUUUAUUUCACCGUGGUUAUUACAUACACAGGAUUGCCUUUAAGUCUAUAACAUUAAAUGGCAUUAACAAUUA
This is a messenger RNA of Anguilla rostrata (American eel), 4150 nucleotides long. RefSeq lists its product as uncharacterized. Lineage: Eukaryota; Metazoa; Chordata; Actinopteri; Anguilliformes; Anguillidae. The record is from RefSeq and is a predicted model, not a curated record. The coding region runs from base 741 to 1568 and encodes 275 amino acids. The transcript is spliced from 7 exons.